Messenger RNA from Erythranthe guttata (spotted monkey flower), 1723 nucleotides. The record is from RefSeq and is a predicted model, not a curated record. NCBI's taxonomy places the organism in Eukaryota, Viridiplantae, Streptophyta, Magnoliopsida, Lamiales, Phrymaceae.
AUCCUAAAGCCAAACAGAAAAAUUAUGUUUAGGAUGUCCCAACAUUCUUUCAUCAGCACAUUUCUGGAUAGUUGUCAGAGUUAAAUAUUAUUGAUUUUAAUAUUUUUUUUAUCCUACUUAGAUGGAAGAUGAGAGAAAAAGCUCCUAUACUGUUGAUGAAGCUCUUAUUGCUCUGGGAUUUGGAAAAUUCCAAGUCUUUGUUCUUAUCUAUGCCGGGAUUGGUUGGGUUUCUGAAGCCAUGGAAAUGAUGCUCCUCUCAUUUGUUGGAUCAGCUGUUCAAUCUGCUUGGGGUCUUUCUUCUCAUGAAGAGAGCUUGAUAACUAGCAUUGUUUUUGCUGGAAUGCUCGUUGGAGCUUACUCAUGGGGCAUUGUUUCAGAUAUCUAUGGAAGGAGGAAAGGAUUUCUUAUCACAGCAACCGUUACGGCUGGAGCUGGUUUUCUAAGCGCAUUUUCCCCAAAUCUUACUUCUCUGGUCAUUCUCCGUGGUUUAGUUGGUGUUGGCUUAGGAGGAGGUCCUGUGCUUUCUUCCUGGUUUCUGGAAUUUAUUCCAGCUCCAGAGAGAGGCACUUGGAUGGUUGUCUUUUCAGCUUUCUGGACUCUUGGAACAAUUCUUGAAGCUUCCAUUGCUUGGUUUGUUAUGCCAAGAUUGGGUUGGAGAUGGCUACUUGCAGUGUCUGCUCUUCCUUCAUCACUGUUGCUUUUAUUCUAUAAAAUGACACCAGAAUCACCCAGAUAUUUAUGCAUGAGGGGAAGAAAAAGUGAUGCCCUAGAUAUUUUGGAGAAAAUAGCUAGAGUAAAUGGGAGAAAACUUCCUUCGGGAGUCCUUGUUUCUGACAACCACCACAUUGAGCUAGAGGAGAAGUUAGAUUUUUCAGAAGAUACAAAGUUAAUAACAUCAGCAAGAGAAAAUGAUAUAGGUUCUGAGAAGAGUGGUGUCUCAUUGCUAAUGAUGCUUGUUUCACCGGAAUUGGUUAGAUCAACUUUACUUGUAUGGAUGGUUUUUUUUGGGAAUGCAUUCACUUAUUAUGGGCUCGUUCUGCUGACCACAGAGUUGAACAGCAAAAAUAACAGAUGUACAGCACCGGAAGAGUUGCCAUCCGGUAAUCACCAAGAUGUUAGUUACAAGGAUGUUUUUAUCACAAGUUUUGCAGAGUUUCCUGGACUUGUCCUAUCGGCUGCAACAGUUGACAAGUUUGGACGUAAGAAUUCGAUGGCAGCAAUGUUCUUGGUAUGUUUCAUAUUUCUGCUUCCGUUGGUAUUUCAUCAGCCUCAGAGCUUAACAACAGGGCUUCUGUUCGGGGCACGGAUAUGUAUAACGGGAACCUUCACAAUUCUAUAUAUAUAUGCUCCAGAGGUAUAUCCAACAUCAGUGAGGACAACAGGGGUUGGAGUGGCAAGCUCAGUGGGUAGAAUUGGUGGAAUGGUAUGCCCAGUUGUGGCGGUGAGCCUGAUUCAUGGAUGUCAUCAAACUAUAGCCAUAUUUUUAUUUGAGGCUAUUAUUUUCUUGUCUGGGAUAUGUGUUUGUCUUUUCCCAGUUGAAACCACUGGCCUUCAGUUAAGUUAACCAAUCAUUUUUCUUCUUCAAAGCCUCUUUGAAUACUAUCAUGGAUCAACCACCUUACAUAUUGUAAUGUGAUUUUUAUUUUUCAAUCAUAUUAUCUAAAACAACUGGUCUGGGUACAAUGAGUUGACGUUAUAUACAUGUAAUCUUAAAAUGACCCAA